AUGGCACCUCAGCCGCGGAUGCAAAUCCCCGGGUAUUACUACGAUGAGGAAAAGGGCAAAUAUUUCAAGAUCGAAAAGGGCGCCUCGGCACCACAGACCGCCGCCUGGUCCGCCGACAACGUCAAACGCCGGAAGAUCCAGCACCGCGAGGCCGAGGCCGUCGCCGCCCGCCGGGAGCGGCUGAAGCGGCACAUUGUCCGGUCCGCCGCGCUGCGGGCCCCGCUCAUCGGCGGCGUCUUGGACGUCGAACUCGGCGUGCGUCGUGAGGAGAGGGCGAGGUUGCGGGUCGACGGGGCGUUUGGCGUCGAGGAUGUCCCUGCUGCGGCGUGGGCCCGGGGGCUCGUCGACAAGGGCGAAGUGCCUUUCGUGCCCAGCUUUGCGAGGCAGAGUUUCCCGAAUAUCCCCUGUUUCUAUGUUGGCGGCGAUGAUGAGAAGACGGGGCUCGGGGUUGCGUAUGCGACUUUGGACGAGGAGACUUUGAUAGGGUCGUAUAUCCCCACGGACGACAAUGACAGACCACGUCUAGCAAACAACCUCCGCCACAUCUCCUUCAACACAGGCCGCCGCGAAGGCGUCGUAAACCAGACAACGCCCGCGCCGCCCUCCUCCUCCUCCCUAACCUGCAUCAUCGGCACCUCCUACGGCCUCUUAAAACUCACCUCGGACGAGCGCAUCCACUGGCUUGGCCCGCCGCGCCCUCGUCCGGGCCCAGCAGAGGGCGACUUCUUCGACCAGACGUUCCUCCCUUCCAACCCAAACGUCCUCCUCGCCGGCGGCCGCAACCGCGACGUCAGGAUGAUUGACCUGCGCGUCAAGUGGUCCGAGUGGGAUAACAUCCCCGUCGGCGCCACGGCGCACCUGCGCGCCGUGAACCCGCACCAGUUCCUCGCCGCGGGGCCGAGGUCCACGAUGGCGCUGUUCGAUCUCCGGUACCGCAAGACGAAGCCCAACGGCACGAAGCCGGUUGUGGAGUUCCCGGGUUUCCAGAACGAGGCGCACAUGCAUUUCGGGUGGGAUGUUGACGUCGAUUCGGGCAUCGUGGCCGCGGCGCAUGAUGAUGGGCGGUUGGGGCUGUAUUCGCUGCUGUCUGGGCGGAGGUUGCGGUGUCCUGCUGUGGAUGCCGUCAAGGCGAGGACGCCGGUCAAGAGUUGCCAGUUUCAGAGGAUGCCUGGGCGGCGGCACGCGAGUUUGUUCGCGGGCGUGGGGCCGAAUUUGAAGAUGUUUUCGGUUGGGGCUCUGGGGGUCGAUGAUGAGUGUUGA
Messenger RNA from Colletotrichum fioriniae, 1260 nucleotides. Lineage: Eukaryota; Fungi; Ascomycota; Sordariomycetes; Glomerellales; Glomerellaceae. The record is from RefSeq and is a predicted model, not a curated record.